CUCCUUUUGUCAACGUACCUAAAACCCGUUGUGGCCACACUGACGGCUUGAAAUCUGGCCAGUCACCUAGAUUCCACACGUUCAAUCUCAAUCAAAGGACGUAGCCUUGCUACUGGCGUAAAAUAGCCAGUGGAACUGUCGAACGCUAGUUGGAAGUGCAAUGGCAUUCGAUCGCGAGUUGGAUCGAUUGCGCACGCCCUCACCCCUUCCCGAGGAUGUACUGGCACGUGUUCCCACUCAGGACCCUACGGCUAUGCGGAAUUGGCUGGUCAAGCUCAGCAUUGUCGUUAAUUCGAAUGCACCGAUCAACCGACUGCCGACUGAAUUGCUCGCGGAGAUCCUACGCUGCGUGCGAGCUGGCUGCCAGUAUCUCUACCACUGGUCAUUCGUCACCGUACUGGUGAUCUGCCGUCAUUGGUAUAACAUAGCAAUCUCCUCUUCAAGCCUUUGGACCGAUAUCACAAUCCGCAUGCCACUUCGAAUCAUCGAGACGUACUUGCGACGUUCGCGCGGGGCUGGGAUCUCACUUUCCACACUGGUGCAUGCCUCAACGCCGUCUCAUGACACCGUGACCCUUUUGAGCGUACUCUCCCCGCAUUUCGAUAGAGUUGCGCAUCUGGAUACAUACAGCUCCCAACCCUACCUCGAGCAUCGCAUGGGUCGGCUGUCACGGUCUUCCCUGACUGUCAAUGAUUCCUUGCUCGAUGUGUCGCACCCUCGGCCAACGACCCCUCGGGUGACAAUCACUAUACGUGGUGAUCAUUUCCCAAGGCUGGAAUCCUUGACACUCCAGGCGAUCGGAUCGCGGGCGAAGGCAAGCAUUGUGAAUGCGCACUCUGUAACAUCGCUCUGCUUGACAGCUAUGUCAGGAUCGUACGACACGUGGAAUGACCUGCUGGGGUUACUCAGGGGCUGUCCAGCUCUGGAAUAUUUCACCAUGUUCACCUUCGAAUACCGCUUUAUGCAAGCCAUUGCUCUCACAAAUGAGCGUAUUGUCGAGCUGCACCGCCUCCGAAGGCUCACACUCGACCGAAUUGAGGAUACAGCGAGCCUAUCGUUUUUCCUCGCACAUCUCGCUGUUCCGCACACGGCAGAUAUCAAGGUUUCCACAUAUAUCGAACCUUGGUGGGAUGAUUUACCCGACGAUGUCAGCGUAGACUUCCAGGGCAUCUUGAUUGCAGACAUUGUUCCCACCGACAAGACAUUGUUGCCUGUGUUCUCCGCGAUACGAACCGUGCAGACUACGCUCGAUAGCCGACAUCUGGAAGUAAAGGCAUCUACCUCGCAAGGCCUGUCAAGUGCUAGCACCAUCCAAUCAGUCGCCAUUUCUCAUUCCCUGCCGUAUCCGUGCAACCCCAGAUCCGUUCAAAAACAGAUCAUGGUUGAGCUGGGCGCCGUAUUCCCCUCAUCGCUGACGGUGCUGCACAUAUACGUCAAGGGAGGGCAUCAUUCAAGUGACGAUACGCGAGAAGGUUCCCUUCGACUUUCGGAGAGUUGGGAGAGCUUGUACGGAGCAUUUCCACAUCUCGAGGAGCUGCACGUUGGCGGGCCAACUCUGGAUACCUUCACCGACUUCUUGUUCGAUAUUGGACCACCGCCAUCAUUAGCUGGGACACCGACACUACCGCCAUGGCCGAUGCUGAAGCGGUUGAAGUUCGAGUACACUGCGACGGAGCAGGAGCUCGACGAAUCGGAGGCGGUCAUCAGGUCCAUUGUAACCUCGAUGUGUAACCGUCAGCAUAUCAUGUCCGUGGAACGUCUGGAGCAUGUCAUCCUCGUGAAGUUUCCAGAGGAACCGCCGUAUCUGUGGAGUCGCACCAACGCCGUUGCCGUGAAACUGUCGGUCACGGUGAUGGGGACAUGCAACCAGGCCGCAAUCGUCACCGGGUCGAAAUUCGGUCUUGACAACCUGGUGCCAACCAGUGACAGGGCGAAAAGUAGUGAGCUGGCAGUGAUACUCGGAGCAAAAAUGGUUUACGGUGGACCCUCAAUGAUCUUGGACUGA
This is a messenger RNA of Fomitopsis serialis, 2005 nucleotides long. RefSeq lists its product as uncharacterized. The record is from RefSeq and is a predicted model, not a curated record. Lineage: Eukaryota; Fungi; Basidiomycota; Agaricomycetes; Polyporales; Fomitopsidaceae. The transcript is spliced from 4 exons. The coding region runs from base 161 to 2005 and encodes 614 amino acids. Gene Ontology annotation, molecular function: protein binding.